This is a messenger RNA of Closterium sp. Naga37s-1, 831 nucleotides long. The record is from the annotation of a GenBank genome assembly. NCBI's taxonomy places the organism in Eukaryota, Viridiplantae, Streptophyta, Zygnematophyceae, Desmidiales, Closteriaceae.
AUGGUGGGGUCGUCGGAGGCCAUCAUGCUGGCGGGGCUCGCCUUCAAGCGCCAGUGGCAGAACAGGCGCAAGGCGCAGGGCAAGCCGUACGACAAGCCCAACUUCGUUUGCGGCUCGGAAGUGCAGGUGGGUCAUUUCGCUGCGCCAGACGAGGUGUGCUGGGAGAAAUUUUCCAACUACUUCGAAGUGGAGACGCGGUUCGUGAACGUGAAGGAAGGGUCGUUCGUGAUGGACCCUCACGAAGCCGUGGAGGCCGUCGACGAAAACACUAUCUGCGUUGCGGGCAUUCUCGGGUCCACCUAUAACGGGGAAUUCGAGAACAUCAAGCUUCUCAACGACCUUCUCGAGGAGAAAAAUGCCAAGACCGGGUGGGACACGCCGAUCCACGUGGACGCGGCGAGCGGCGGGUUCGUGGCGUCGUUCCUCUUCCCGGACCUGGAGUGGGACUUCCGGCUGCCGCUCGUCAAGUCCAUCAACGUGAGCGGGCACAAGUUCGGGCUCGUGUACCCGGGCGUCGGGUGGGUGGUGUGGCGCUCCAAGGUGGACCUCCCGGAAGAUCUCGUGUUCCAUGUCAACUACCUGGGCGCCGACCAGCCCACCUUCACGCUCAACUUCUCCAAAGACACAACACACAUCCUUCCCUCUCUCCCUUCCCUCUCUCCCUUUCCUCUCUCCCAUUCACCCUCUCCCCUUCCCUCUCUCCCCUUCCCUCUCUCCCCUUCCUCUCUCCCCUUCACCCUCUCCCCUUCCCUCUCUCCCCUUCCCUCUCUCCCUUUCCUCUCUCCCCUUCACCCUCUCCCUUUCCCUCUCUCCCCUUCCUCUCCCUGUUAA